Molecule: messenger RNA, 762 nt
Organism: Fusarium proliferatum ET1
Lineage: Eukaryota; Fungi; Ascomycota; Sordariomycetes; Hypocreales; Nectriaceae
Exons: 1
Coding region: 1-762 (253 amino acids)
Source: RefSeq, a predicted model, not a curated record
AUGGGUUCCGAAUUGGGGGAUGUACAAACACCUAUCAUAGCGGAUCGACCAAUCUCUUAUGACCAGCAACGAGCCAUGGGUACCUCAGUAGCUCGAGCCAGCUUUCAACAAAGUUGCGGAAAAGAGAUACUACUUGCUUCGGGGAUUUGUUUUGGUACAGUAGUAGCAUUGAGAGACCCGUUGAUCAAUAUCGACGCCGAGCGGAUGGGAGACGAAGCCCAAACUGCGAACCUCGAAUACCUAAGCUUAUACCACCAACUUCCCCCAGUUUUCAAGGAACUGUCAGUAUUAGCACUGCCGAAUCGGCUUUCGUGUGAACCGUUUCGCCGGACAUGCUCUCUUGGUCUUCUUAGUCACAAAGUCGAUGAUUCAUUUCCAGAACUUUUCAAUGGACUGCCACUGGAAUCUUCAGACAAUGAACAAGCCCCAAGUCAAACUGAUGAGAUCUCCAUGAAGGGGUUCGGUUACAGAUAUAGAACUAUGGCAUCAGCAUUGGUGGAUCGCUCAAUGUUCGUGGUCAAGCCAGCCAACUUGGGCAAAGUACAGCUCAACUAUGAGAUCGGAAUAGGCGAGGCCAAAGUGAUCCAAGAAUCUGAUCUUGUGUGCCUCCUUGGAGGCUGUGGCACGCCACUAAUUCUGCUGCCAAUAGGUUCGCAACGCGUGGUGGUGUGUGCUGCAUAUGUUGAUUCCCUGAUGACUGGACUUGGAUUGUCCUGCAUGAGAGAGGGGCUGUUUGAGGCUCAGGAGUUCCAACUCGUCUAG